AUGGAUUCUUUAACGAGCUCCUACGUUCCAGCAGUUCUACUGGUGAUUGCGGUUUUUGCAGUCGGAUAUGUGAUCUCGGCAGGCUUUAAAGGCAAGCCAGGUCCUUUCCUCAAGCCAGCUGAAUUUCAAAACCUACCUCUAAGUCAAAUCACAAAAACGUCGCACAAUACCAAAAUAUACAGAUUCGCCCUCCCAAAUCCUCAGCAGGUGCUUGGCCUGCCGAUCGGCCAGCAUAUCUCGAUUGCAGCAGAGCUUGAUGGAAAAGAGGUCGCAAGAUCGUACACUCCUAUCUCUUCGGACGAGGAUCUGGGAUAUGUGGACUUCAUGAUCAAGUCCUACCCGCAGGGCAAUAUCUCUAAGCAUAUGGACAGCCUCAAGGUUGGUGACACCAUGAAGUUUCGCGGUCCUAAAGGUGCCAUGACCUAUUCUCCAAACAUGGUGAAGCACAUCGGUAUGAUUGCGGGUGGAACUGGUAUUACACCAAUGCUUCAGAUCGUCCGAGCAAUACAACGAGGACGAUCGACUGGUGACAAGACCAAGGUCAACCUGAUCUUUGCUAAUGUUAACCCGGAUGAUAUUCUGCUCAAGGAGGAUAUUGAUACGCUUGCCAAGCAAGAUCCAAAUUUCUCGGUAUACUAUGUGCUCAACAACCCUCCACCUGGCUGGACUGGUGGUGUUGGUUUCGUGACGCCAGACAUUAUCAAAGAGAAGUUGCCAGCGCCUGGCCCGGACAUGAAAUUGAUGAUGUGCGGCCCUCCACCAAUGAUAAGCGCCAUGAAAAAGGCUACCGAGAGCCUGGGCUUUGAGAAGGCGAGAACAGUCAGCAAACUUCAAGACCAGGUCUUUUGCUUCUAA
Molecule: messenger RNA, 855 nt
Organism: Lithohypha guttulata
Lineage: Eukaryota; Fungi; Ascomycota; Eurotiomycetes; Chaetothyriales; Trichomeriaceae
Gene: CBR1
Product: NADH-cytochrome b5 reductase
Exons: 3
Coding region: 1-855 (284 amino acids)
Cellular component (GO): endoplasmic reticulum
Molecular function (GO): oxidoreductase activity
Source: RefSeq, a predicted model, not a curated record